AUGUUUUAUCCAUGCUAUAUCGAUCUUGGAAAAGCAACCAGAGAGUUGUUCACAAAGGGAUACAAUUUUGGAUCCCUGCGAGUUGACUCUUGUUCAAGAUCAGGAGAAAAUCAGGAAGUCGAAUUUUCCACUGCGGCUGUGCACACUACUGCUACAGGAAAACUUGCUGGAAAUUUUGACGUCAAAUAUCGUAUACCUUCGUAUGGUGUGGUUCUGACCGAGAAAUGGAAUACGGAAAAUUUAUUGGGUACAAUUGUCGAAAUACAGGAUCGCUUUGCGCGUGGUUUAAAACUUACGCUGGAUUCAUGGUAUUCUCCACAUAAUGGCAAACGAUCAGGUCGAGUAAGAGCUGAAUGGGUGAACAGGAAUAUUACGUGCAAUCUUGAUGUUGGUUUGGAUACUGGUCCUCAAAUCAAUUUUUCUGGAGUCACUGGUUUGAAUGGGUGGUUGAUGGGAGUACAUAGCGCAUUUGAUGCUUCAAGCAGUCAGCUCAAGGGUCUUAGCUUUGCAUUUGGAAGAGUGGGAACAGAUUAUGUUUUGCAUUCAUAUGUGAAUGAUGCACGAGAAUUCGGCGGUUCAUUCUACCACAGCGUUGCCCAUAAUUUAGAAAUUGGCGCUAUGUUUAGCUGGGUGACUGGUGAGCCAGGUGCUCGUUUCGGUUUGGCGAUGAAGUAUUGUCCUACGCAGGAUUUAGAAUUGAAAGCCAAAGUCGACCACGACUCAAAACUUGCUUUUGCAUUUACACAUCACCUCUCAAGACGGCUGAAGUUGACGCUUUCGUCACAGUUUGGAAUGGCUUCUUUCAGUGAAGGACAUAAAUAUGGAAUUGGUGUGAACUUCCAUCCAUGUUGUUGA
Cercopithifilaria johnstoni is the source of this 855-nucleotide messenger RNA. The record is from the annotation of a GenBank genome assembly. Lineage: Eukaryota; Metazoa; Nematoda; Chromadorea; Rhabditida; Onchocercidae.